AUGGAAUGUUAUGAUAAUGCAAGUGACAAUGUCCAACUUCUGGUGGAGACACCACGAGGACGAACAGCCGUUGUCUCAUUACCAAAGACUGAGCUACUAGUAGAAGAUGAAAUUGGCUACAAUGAGUUGCUGUUCCAUCUGCUACAGGCGGCCAAGCGACGGGAUUUGGAUCAUGAUCUCGUUGUCGAUCCUGACGCUGAAUGGACAGAGGAUUCAACAAGACAUCUGAUGCUGAUUCACAAUGGACGAAUUGUAGACCCCAAUCUAUUUCCCUCUUCUGCAUUAUUUCUGGAUAGUGACUCCCUCGUUUCCUUGCAAUUGAAAUGUCGUGGCCGAGGAGGCAUGGAUCGUCAGAACCGAGUCGGUUCCAAAUUUGGAGGCGGCGGUGUGAGUUCUAGCCAAAAUGCGGAACGAGAGCGCAAGGAGCGACUCAAACGAUUGGCUUUGGAAUCGAUUGAUUUGGCCAAGGACCCGUACUUGAUGCGCAAUCACUUGGGGACUUACGAAUGCAAACUCUGUUUGACGUUGCAUACCAAUGAAGCCAACUAUUUGGCCCAUACGCAGGGCAAGAAGCAUCAACAAGGUCUGGCCAAACGAGCGUACAUGGAAAAACUAAAACAAGAAAAAGAACAGGCACAACAGGGAGGCAUGCUGUCGUCUUCGGCGGCGGUUAUCCAGCAACCCAAACCCAAGAAAAUUCGAAUUGGACGACCCGCCUAUCAAGUCUUUAAAAGUCGAGAUCCAACUACCAAUCAACGAUGCCUGAGUUUCGAAUUGCAAUAUCCAGAAAUUGAACAGGAUUUGCAACCACGUCAUCGAUUCAUGAGUGCCUUUGAACAACGGGUCGAAAGUCCACCCGAUCGUCGAUUCCAGUACCUCCUCUUUGCGGCCGAGCCCUAUGAAACCGUUGCCUUUAAGAUCCCCAACGAGUCCAUUGAUAAAGGGCAAGAUCGAUUCGUCACGCAUUGGGAUGAUGACGAUAAAAAGUUCACUCUGUCUCUGUAUUUUGUGGAACAACAAGCAACAACAAACGAAGAAGGACAACAACAGCAAGAGCAACAACAAGCUGGGCAGCAGUAA
Seminavis robusta is the source of this 1080-nucleotide messenger RNA. Lineage: Eukaryota; Bacillariophyta; Bacillariophyceae; Naviculales; Naviculaceae. The record is from the annotation of a GenBank genome assembly.